This is a messenger RNA of Salvia miltiorrhiza (redroot sage), 1025 nucleotides long. Its product is annotated as probable calcium-binding protein CML18. NCBI's taxonomy places the organism in Eukaryota, Viridiplantae, Streptophyta, Magnoliopsida, Lamiales, Lamiaceae. The record is from RefSeq and is a predicted model, not a curated record. The transcript has a single exon. The coding region runs from base 246 to 710 and encodes 154 amino acids. Gene Ontology annotation, molecular function: calcium ion binding.
UUUGUUGCUGUAGAUUUUGUGCAAUAAAUUUAAUUAAAUAUAUUCGCGUACAACUUACCACUGCUGUAUUUCAUAAUUAAAAAAGGUAAAUAAAGAAAUUCCUUCCCUAAACUAAAUCUUUACUCUACGCGCACAUUAAAACGCGUUUCCAUCCCUAUAUAAACGUCGCCACAACUCUUCGAUCGAAAAAAAAAAAACCAUAUUUCUCUCUUAUUCUCUUUCAGUUUGAUUAUUUUUUCUCCCAAAUGGCGAAAAAUAACGCAGCAAUCACGCUAACCCUAGAAGAAGAGGUCGAGAAAGUCUUCAGCAAGUUCGACACCAAUGGCGACGGCAAGAUUUCGCUGGCCGAACUCGGCGACAUACUCAACGGUCUCGAAUCCGGAUCCGCCACUUCCGCCGACGAGGUGAAGCGCAUAAUGUCGGAGCUCGACACCGACGGCGACGGAUUCAUCGACUUGAACGAGUUCAAGGCCUUCCACUGCGGCGGCGGCGGUGGCGACAGCAACAAGGAAUUGAAAGAGGCUUUCGCUCUGUACGACAAGGACAAAAACGGCAAGAUCUCCGCAAACGAGUUGCACUCGGUGCUCCGCAGCCUCGGUGAGAAGUGCUCGCUCAAGGAUUGCCGGAAAAUGAUCAGCUCCGUCGACGUCGACGGCGACGGCUGCGUGAAUUUCGAGGAAUUCAAAAAGAUGAUGACUAGGUCUUCUUAAUACCGUACGACGAUUAGAUUUCAUCUAACUGUUAGUCUUACUAUUUUUCUUUUUUCUUCGAAUUUAAGCAACUUAGAGUAGUUCUAGUUUCAUGUAUAGAAUUUCGUCUAUAAUUUUUCUCUAAAAGCAUAGGACAAUUGCGAUAAAGAGAAACUGUUGAAAUUACUGCGGUGUUUUCAACAAAGCAGUUGGCGGUGGAUAGGUCACGAGUAAAAAGGGGGAUUUCGUUGGCAUUUAAUGGAAUUGGUAUGAACCAAUCGUAGUUGUUGAUUUUAUUGCUUUUAUUUAUUAUUAUAAACAAUUUUUGUGGUUGAA